Gavialis gangeticus (Gharial) is the source of this 1659-nucleotide messenger RNA. RefSeq names its product steroid 17-alpha-hydroxylase/17,20 lyase. The record is from RefSeq and is a predicted model, not a curated record. Bases 16 to 1539 code for a protein of 507 amino acids. Gene Ontology annotation, molecular function: heme binding; steroid 17-alpha-monooxygenase activity; iron ion binding. Gene Ontology annotation, biological process: hormone biosynthetic process; progesterone metabolic process. The transcript has 8 exons. NCBI's taxonomy places the organism in Eukaryota, Metazoa, Chordata, Crocodylia, Gavialidae.
CGCAGCCCCGCAGCCAUGGUGAGCCUGGUGCUGGGCGCCCUGCUGCUGGCCCUGGCCCUGCUGGCCCUGCGGCGGCUGGCCCGGGACAAGGUGGAUGCGGGUCACCGAGCCCCGCCGUGCCUGCCCUCGCUGCCCGUGCUGGGCAGCCUGCUGCAGGUGGCGGGGCACAGCGAGCUGCACACCUGCUUCACCAGCCUGCAGGCCCGCUACGGCUGCCUCUACGCCCUGCGCCUCGGCUCCGAGUACCUGGUGGUGGUCAACAACCACCUGCACGCCCGCGAGGUGCUGUUCAAGAAGGGGAAGGAGUUCGCCGGCCGGCCCCACUCCGUGACCUCGGACCUGAUGUCCCGGGGGGGCAAGGACAUCGCCUUCGCCAGCUACAGCCCGCUCUGGCGGCUCCAGCGCAAGCUGGUGCACACGGCACUCUCCAUGUUCGGGGAGGGGUCCGAGGCCCUGCAGAAGAUCGUCUGCCGGGAGGCCGAGGGGCUGUGCGAGGUGCUGGCGGCCACGCAGGGGGCACCGCUGGCCAUGGCGCCUGAGCUGACCCGCGCCGUGACCAACGUGGUGUGCUCGCUGUGCUUCAACUCCUCCUACCGCCGCGGCGACCCCGAGUUCGAGACCAUGCUGCAGUACAGCCAGGGCAUCGUGGAUACCGUGGGCAAGGAGAGCCUGGUGGACAUCUUCCCCUGGCUGCAGUACUUCCCCAACAAGGGCCUGGCCUGGCUGCGACAGUGCAUCAAGGCCCGUGACGAGCUGCUCCAGAAAAAGUUCACCGAGCACAAGAAAGCCUUCUGCAGCGACUCGGUGAGUGACCUGAUGGACGCGCUGCUGCGCGCCAAGUUCAACAUGGAGAACAACAACAGCCGCCUGGACCCAGGGCUGGAGCUGAGCGACGACCACCUGCUCAUGACCGUGGGCGACAUCUUCGGGGCCGGCGUGGAGACCACCACCACCGCGCUCAAGUGGGCUGUCAUCUACAUGCUGCACUACCCCGAGGUGCAGCGAAAGAUCCAGGAGGAGCUGGACCAGCAGCUCGGGCUGGAGAGACGGCCCCAGCUCAGCGACAGACAGCGCUUGCCCUACCUGGAGGCCACCAUCAGCGAGGUCCUGCGCAUCCGGCCCGUGGCCCCGCUGCUCAUCCCCCACGUGGCCCUGGUGGACUCCAGCAUCGGGGACUACAUCAUCCCCAAGGGCGCCCACGUCAUCGUCAACAUCUGGGCCAUCCACCACGACGAGGAUGAGUGGGACAAGCCGGAGGAGUUCAACCCAGGACGCUUCCUGGAUGAGAGAGGCCAGCGCAUUUACUCGCCCACCCCCAGCUACAUGCCCUUCGGCUCUGGCGUCCGCGCCUGCCUGGGUGAGGUGCUGGCCAAGAUGGAGCUCUUCCUGCUGCUGUCCUGGAUCCUGCAGCGCUUCACGCUGGAGCUCCCCCCGCACCACCCGCUGCCCUCGCUGGCGGGCAAGUUUGGCAUCGUGCUGCAGGCCACGGGCUUCGACGUCAAGGCCGUGCCGCGGGAGCCCGGGCGGGCUGGGCCAUGAUGCAGCCCCGGGGGCAGCCGGGGGACAUUGGACAGGGCUGAGCAUAGCGGAUGCAUUUGAGGCUUUGGGGUUGCUUGAUGUCGGUGCUGUUUGCCUGCUAUAAAGCGACUGAUGAAAGGA